AUGGAAGAUCAAGAAAAAGUUGUAAUUGUUGUUGAUCCUGGAAGUGAGGUCAAAAUCAGUGUGAAUACUUCCAAGCCUAACCCCCAUGGGCAAGUAGAAUUACCAAGGUACACACACUACUCUGCAAGUGCAAUACAUUUGGCAUCCUUGAUCAACGAUAAGUUAUCCAUGCUAGCUUCAGAUCCUCUUAAUUAUGGUACAGUUUGUAUCUAUAGAGUUCCUGAGAAACAAAGGAGGAAAAAUGAAGAAGCCUAUACGCCUCGGUUAAUCUCGAUUGGUCCCCUUCACCAUGGUGAUGCCCAGUUGAAAGCCAUGGAAGAAUACAAAUUAAAGUAUCUAAACAAUUUCCUACACACUUUUAAAAUUCCACUAGAACUUUUGGCAGAAUAUGCCCAUAGUCAGUGGAAGAAUGUAUGUGGUUGUUAUGAAGAUACCUACAUCCGAAAUCUCUCGAAAUUAUUAGAAGUGAUUUUGUUUGAUGGUAUUUUUAUCAUUGAGCUCUUCUUAAAGAACUACUUUCCUGAAAUGAGAGAGAUGGGUGAUAUGAUAUUUGAAAAUCGUUGGAUGUCAAGUGAUGUAAUGCACGAUUUGCUGCUUUUAGAAAACCAACUUCCUAUGAGGUUCAUUACUACAAUGUAUAAUGGUUUUGUUUCGCGAAAACUGAGCAAGUUUUUGGAUAAUGACUCUGAUGAGCCGCCAUCUUUCGAUAAACUGGCUUUUGAGUACUUAAAGGAUGUAGGGAACACCAGGAAACUAGAGUCGAAGAUGGACCAUACAUUUCCUCGUGCAAAGCAUCUGGUUGAGUUCCUAGCAGUGCUUCACAGGCCAUCAGAUCGAAAUGCUAAACGAGAAGUAGGAAAGAAAGUGGAAUUUGGCAAAUGUGCGACUGCAACUAAGUUGCGAGCAGCGGGAGUAAAGUUCAGUCAUAAAGCAGAAAAAUGUUUAUUUGAUGUAUUCUUUGAUGAGAAGGGGGAGUUAUCAAUUCCACAGCUCACUGUAAAUGAUUUCACAGAGACUUUUUACCGGAAUCUGAUAGCCUUUGAACAGUGUGGCUAUCAAUCCAAGGACAUAACAAGCUAUGUUAUUCUGAUGGAUAACUUGAUAGACACCCCCAAAGAUGUUGAUCUACUCAUUAAACAUAAAAUCAUUGUGAAUGAACUUGAAAGCAGUGAAACAGAUCCAAAGGAGUUUUACUUUGCUAACCUCUGCGAUCGACUGAAUGAAUACAGCAGAGACUGGGUGCACAAGUUGGUGAGAAAGUUCGCUGUGUGGUAUACAAUGCUAUGCAACGAUUAUUUUGGCAGUCCGUGGUCUAUCAUCUCUGUUAUUGCUGCCAUUACACUGCUCGUUCUUACUGUGAUACAGACAGUAUGCUCUGUACUUCAGGUGUAA
Molecule: messenger RNA, 1392 nt
Organism: Coffea eugenioides
Lineage: Eukaryota; Viridiplantae; Streptophyta; Magnoliopsida; Gentianales; Rubiaceae
Product: UPF0481 protein At3g47200-like
Exons: 2
Coding region: 1-1392 (463 amino acids)
Source: RefSeq, a predicted model, not a curated record